UUAUUUCAGAGCGCAGCUGAGCCAGCCCGCUCCUCAACACUCUGCCGUCUGCACCGCUGUGGCUGGGACCGGGCAGUGCUGCACAUCCCAAAGGCCACCAAGUCACACCCGUGUCCCUGCUGCUUUGCCGGGAGCUUCUGCGAUGCGAGCGAUGUUUUGGGGGCUGAUCUCUUGGACUGCAGCUACUCCAUGCCUGACCGGCAGCUGGUCAGGAGGGUUGCGUCCCAGGUGGAAUUCCACCUCUCUGACGAGAACCUGGCCAAGGAUGCUUUCCUCCUGAAACAUGUCCAGAGGAACAAGGUGGGCUUUGUCAGCAUCAAACUGCUGACGUCCUUGAAGAAGGUAGGCAGCCCGUUGCGUUGGCCAGCCGGGGUGGGAGUUUCUUCGACCGGCUUUUCGGUAUCAUGGGUCCCCAUCCCUGAGUCCCUGCUGAGCAUCCACCCCAGCAAACUGCUGCUGGCCUGGGAGCUGCUGCUCCUGGAGCAGGACAUGCUGCUGCUGCUCCAGAAGAAUUUCCUCAAGACCAUCACGAGGAUGUUCAGCCCCUUCGGCACCAUCGCCUCCAUCCGCAUCCUGCGGCCAGGCCGCAAGCUGCCCUCAGGUGUGCGGAAAUACACGUCAGACUUCCCCGAGCUGCUGAGCAAGCACUGCGCGCUGGUGGAGUACAAGAGCCUGGGGAGCGCUUCAGCCUUGAGGAGCCUUGAGGACCUCGGCCGCCAGAGCGGUCCGCGUGGCGAGAGCAUCAGGGUGGUCCGGCUCUGCGGGAAGGGCUCCAAGAAGACACCCGGGGCCGAGAGGGAGGUGGCGGAGGAGCUGGUGGACCAGCCGGGUUGGAAAGCGCAGGCGGUGGCCGCGACCUUCCCCGACAGCCUCGGGGACUCCCUGCUCUGCAGCUCCCCGGAGCUGAACGGUGCCCAGGCGUUGCCACCCCUCCUCCUGCACAAGGACCCCUCGGCACCCUCCCGGCCCGGCAGCAACUUCAAGCCCAGCAAUUUCGGCAACGGCUUCAAUGGAUUGCUCCUCGCCAGCAAAGUCUUCCCUCCACUGGGGACAGGCUUGGGCACAGGCAGCUGCUACGGCCUCUGCUCCAGCACUGAGAGCACCCGUGGCUGCGGCUGGGGGAGUGGGGUGGGUGCCUGGGCACCCUGGCCCAGCAGCCCCUCUCCAGAUGCCAAACCUCUUGCCGGCAAUCCUCCGGCAGCGACGUGGGUGCCUGAGCCCCUCGGCCUGCGGGAUGCGGUGCUUUGCCUGCCCCACUGUUGUCCCAAAAGUGGGGUCGUUUACCCGGUGUGCAAAAUGCCAAUAUAGACACAGAGCAGAGGUAUUUUAUUCCAAUUCAUGUUUACGCAAAGAUGGGGGCUAGGUGGUAA
This is a messenger RNA of Harpia harpyja (harpy eagle), 1370 nucleotides long. RefSeq lists its product as uncharacterized. Gene Ontology annotation, molecular function: mRNA binding. Gene Ontology annotation, cellular component: nucleus. The annotation marks the transcript as partial. The transcript has a single exon. The record is from RefSeq and is a predicted model, not a curated record. NCBI's taxonomy places the organism in Eukaryota, Metazoa, Chordata, Aves, Accipitriformes, Accipitridae.